Penicillium bovifimosum is the source of this 1542-nucleotide messenger RNA. RefSeq names its product Major facilitator superfamily domain general substrate transporter. Gene Ontology annotation, cellular component: membrane. The coding region runs from base 1 to 1542 and encodes 513 amino acids. Lineage: Eukaryota; Fungi; Ascomycota; Eurotiomycetes; Eurotiales; Aspergillaceae. Gene Ontology annotation, molecular function: transmembrane transporter activity. The transcript is spliced from 4 exons. Gene Ontology annotation, biological process: transmembrane transport. The record is from RefSeq and is a predicted model, not a curated record.
AUGGUGUCGUUCAAAAUAUUCCGCCGCAAUGCAGCGGCAAACUCCGAUUUUCGAUCCCCGGAUGAGAAGGCCCUAGUGCGACGUCUGGACAUUUUCUUGAUGACCUUUGGCUGUCUUUCACAGGUGAUCAAAUAUCUCGAUCAACAGAAUAUCAACAAUGCCUAUGUCUCUGGCAUGAAGGAAGAUUUGCACUUGGUCGGGAAUGAGCUUAAUUUAUUCACAACCUAUUUCAACGUCGCAUAUUGUAUAAUGCUCAUCCCCUCACAAAUCAUCCUCACCUAUGUGCGACCAAGUUAUUGGCUCCCUGGGUUGGAGAUCUGCUGGGGUGUUCUGACCGGGUUGAUCGCAAUGGCAACUCACGCAAAACAGGUAUAUGUCCUCCGCGUAUUCCUCGGUCUAUGCGAGAGUAGCGCAUGGCCAGGCAUGAUGACCCUAUUCAUGUACUGGUACACGCCAACAGAGCUAGCCAAACGCAUGGGCUUCUACCAUUCCUGCCAAGCAGUCGGUCAGAUGAUGUCCGGCGCAAUGCAAGCGGCAAUUACAAAGACGCUGCACGGCCACGCCGGCCUAGAGGGCUGGCGCUGGCUAUUCAUAAUCAACGCAAUCAUCACUGUAAUCUGGGGCUUCGCCGGCUUCAUCAUGCUCCCCGAUCUGCCCGACCGACCUAACCCGCGCGCAUUCUGGUUCAAGAAAGUGCACGGCGAGCUUGCACUGGAGCGUCUUGCGCGCAAUGGACGUGCAGAGCCAAAGAAGAUGACAAUCGCUGGUAUCAAGCGCACUUUCUCUGGAUGGGUUGUGUAUUUCAUUUCGAUCUUGUAUAUCGCGACCGUCCUAGGGACGUAUGGGUACUGCUAUUUCGGGCUUUUCUUGAAGGCGCUGACGAAUCCUGACGGGAGUCCCAGAUGGACUGUCUCGGAUGUCAACGCUAUUCCUAUCGGGGGCUCUGCGAUUAACGUUGUCUUUGUCUGGAUCUGGGCUCUGCUAUCGGAUUACUUUGAGACGCGCUGGUUGCUCAUUGUUGCCCAGGCGGUUAUUGGGAUUAUUCCGUGCAUUAUCAUGAGUAUCUGGACGAGACAUCCAGCAUCGGUUGCGUUGUCCGCUGCUUACGCUUCAUACUUCAUCUCAUAUAUCGCUCUUGGGACGGCGCCGCUGAUCUUUGCCUGGCUAUCCGAUCUCAUUCCGCAGGACCCAGAGGCUCGGUCACUCACUGUCGGUGUGGCUGUCGCCGGGUAUUAUGCCAUUUCUGCCUGGUCGCAGGUCCUCGUCUGGCCUGCUUCGCAAGCUCCGUUCUAUAAGUACGGAUGGCAGUCUGCUUUGGCUUUGUUGGUUCUUGUGAUUAUCAUGACAUGCAUCCUGAGAUAUGUCGAUGUAAGGUACCUUCUACCGAAGCGCGAGGAGUUCCGCGAGGUGCUGGAGGAUGAUAUCAUCGCCAGCAAGGCUGCUGCGUCGGCGUCGGCAGUAUCUGGUAAUCAGACCGAUGCCCACAAACGGCAAGAUGGGAGCUCGAAAGCCUCGGUUAAAGUGAAUGUGGAUGAGGUUUGA